Molecule: messenger RNA, 1221 nt
Organism: Hordeum vulgare subsp. vulgare (domesticated barley)
Lineage: Eukaryota; Viridiplantae; Streptophyta; Magnoliopsida; Poales; Poaceae
Product: 26S proteasome non-ATPase regulatory subunit 14 homolog
Exons: 6
Coding region: 113-1039 (308 amino acids)
Biological process (GO): proteasome-mediated ubiquitin-dependent protein catabolic process; protein deubiquitination
Cellular component (GO): proteasome regulatory particle, lid subcomplex
Molecular function (GO): proteasome binding; protein binding; metallopeptidase activity
Source: RefSeq, a predicted model, not a curated record
UGUGUCCCUCACAAAAACUGAACUAAUUGGCAGCCCAACUCGCCUGUGUGAAGCAACCGCGGCGAGAAGCAAAGGAGGAGGCGCGAUCCGAAGGCGAAGGCCAGCUGAAGCCAUGGAGCGGCUCCAGAGAAUCUUCAGCGGCGCGACCGGGAUGGGGCAGCCGGGGACCGACUCGCCGCUGCUCGACUCCUCCGAGCAGGUCUACAUCUCCUCCCUCGCCCUCCUCAAGAUGCUCAAGCACGGGAGGGCCGGCGUGCCCAUGGAGGUGAUGGGCCUGAUGCUGGGCGAGUUCGUCGACGACUACACGGUCAGGGUGGUGGAUGUCUUCGCCAUGCCGCAGAGCGGGACCGGGGUCAGCGUCGAGGCCGUCGACCACGUCUUCCAGACCAACAUGCUCGACAUGCUCAAGCAGACCGGAAGACCUGAAAUGGUGGUAGGCUGGUACCACUCGCAUCCUGGAUUUGGUUGCUGGCUUUCAGGAGUUGACAUCAAUACUCAGCAGAGUUUUGAAGCGUUAAACCCCAGGGCAGUUGCUGUUGUGAUAGAUCCCAUCCAGAGUGUCAAGGGGAAAGUGGUCAUUGAUGCAUUCCGUCUCAUUAACCCUCAGACCAUGAUGCUUGGCCAGGAGCCACGGCAGACAACAUCGAAUGUUGGGCACCUAAACAAACCAUCUAUUCAGGCACUUAUUCAUGGGCUGAACAGGCACUACUACUCUAUUGCAAUCAACUACCGGAAAAAUGAGCUUGAGGAGAAGAUGUUGCUGAACUUGCACAAAAAGAAAUGGACAGAUGGGUUGAUUAUAAAGAAAUUCGACACCCACUCAAAGACCAACGAGGAGACUGUUCAGGAAAUGCUUAGUCUGGCCAUCAAAUAUAACAAGGCAGUGCAAGAGGAGGAUGAACUGCCGCCUGAGAAACUGGCAAUAGCAAAUGUCGGGCGGCAGGAUGCAAAGAAGCACUUGGAGGAGCAUGUCUCGAAUUUGAUGUCAUCGAACAUAGUCCAGACCCUAGGGACCAUGCUCGACACAGUGGUCUUUUAGUAGUCGUCGUUCCAACUCUAUAUACAGAACUGUCUGUUAUUUUUGUUGGUCAGUCUGUCAUAAUGCAGUGAGGCAGUGUUAGAUUUUGUUUGUCUGGUGUAGCACCAUGCGGCGAGACUAUCUUCUGUAUGGCAUACCGUUAAUCUACUAGUCCUAUUAAUUAAAGGAAACACUUCCCGUCA